Molecule: messenger RNA, 3108 nt
Organism: Penicillium coprophilum
Lineage: Eukaryota; Fungi; Ascomycota; Eurotiomycetes; Eurotiales; Aspergillaceae
Product: Glycoside hydrolase family 2 N-terminal
Exons: 2
Coding region: 1-3108 (1035 amino acids)
Biological process (GO): lactose catabolic process
Cellular component (GO): beta-galactosidase complex
Molecular function (GO): carbohydrate binding; beta-galactosidase activity
Source: RefSeq, a predicted model, not a curated record
AUGUCCUUUCCGAAAGCUCUACCCGAUUGGAACAACCUCAAAGUGAUCCACAAAAACACCCUUCCACCGCGGGCGCACUUUUACAGCUACGGUUCAGAAGAGCGGGCCCUUACCUUCGACCGCGACAACAGCGAGUAUAUUUCCCUUAAUGGCACAUGGAAGUUCCGGCACGAUGCCUCCCCCUUAGAGGCACCCGAGUGGUCCACCGCGGAGCCUUUGAGCUGGGACGACGUCCAAGUCCCAGGAAUGUGGCAGCUUCAGGGUUACUCCCAUCCAACUUACACUAACGUCAACUUUCCAUUCCACGUGAAUCCCCCGAACGUGCCACUCCUCAACGAAACUGGAUCUUACUGGAGGCAGUUUGUAACUCCUUCCACAUGGAAAGAACAACAGAUUCGCAUCCGCUUUGAAGGCGUUGAUAGUGCGUUUCAUCUCUGGAUCAACGGACAAGAAGUGGGAUAUUCGCAAGGUUCACGUAACCCUAGCGAGUUUGACAUCACCCCCCUACUCAAACCAGCCGGGUCUGUGAACACUAUCGCUGUUCGCGUGUACGAAUUCUGCGAUGGCUCGUAUAUUGAACGCCAAGAUCAGUGGCUUCUCAGUGGCAUCUUCCGAGAUGUUGGUUUGCUCGCCUUUCCGCUAGACUCGGUGGUUGACUUUGAUGCCGUUCCAACGCUUAGCGAAGACCUUUCUACAGGUCAGCUGCUCACCAAUGUCAAAAUUCAGGGAAAAGAUGCCGACGUCCAGGCCAAGUUAUAUCGACAAGAUGGAUCGCUGCUCAAGCAAUUGACAUUCAGUUCCAAGGAAUCCGGUCAUAUCACUGUGUCCGGCAGUGAUUUAAAGCUGUGGUCUGCUGAAGAUCCAGUUCUCUAUACCUUGACUCUCACCUUUAACGGCCGUACAAUUCCCCAACGCAUUGGGUUCCGACGCAUCGAGCAAAAGGGCGCAAACUUUUUAGUCAACGGAAAGCCCAUUAUUUUAUACGGCAUGAACCGCCAUGAGCAUCACCACCUGCACGGUCGCGCCGUCCCAUAUGAAAGCAUGCGUGCAGACCUCAUCCUGAUGAAAAAGCACAAUAUCAACGCUUUACGGUGUUGUCACCAACCCAAUGAUCCCAGACUCUACGAAGUUUGCGAUGAACUUGGUCUAUACGUUAUGGCCGAGGCAGAUCUCGAGGCUCACGGCUUCGACCCCGUGGAACGAUCCAAUAUUCCGAACCAGCACCUUAUGACCGCGCACGAAAUCCAGGAGAUCUCCUACAAAAUGGCUACCAAGUGGACCUCCGACAAUCUAGAAUGGAAACAUGCGUAUCUUGAUCGUGCUGUUGAGCUUGUUCAACGCCUCAAAAACUUCUCUUGCAUUAUUAUGUGGUCUCUUGGAAAUGAGGCGUUCUACGGCCAGAACCAUGCGAGCAUGUACAAGUGGAUUAAGGAGGCUGAUCCUACCCGGCUCGUCCACUACGAGGGUGACCGGGAAGCUAUCAGCGCUGAUCUGUACUCCACUAUGUACUGGAGUAUCGACGACCUGAAAAAGCACGUCAGCGAGAAGCCCGACAGACCUUUGAUCCAGUGCGAAUAUGGCCAUGCAAUGGGUAACGGUCCAGGCGGAUUGAAAGAAUAUAUCGAAGCUUACCGCACCGAGAAGCUCCUGCAAGGUGGAUUUAUCUGGGAAUGGUGCAAUCAUGGCCUCCUAAAGAGAGAUGGAGACAUCUCGUAUUAUGCGUAUGGCGGCGACUUUGGUGACGAGCCAAAUGAUGCCGACUUCAUCCUUGACGGAAUGGUGUUUUCGGAUCACACACCAACCCCAGGCCUAACGGAAUACAAAAAGGCGAUCGAACCAGUCGUAGUUACACUUGAAGGACGCUGCCUAGAAGUGACCAACCACUACGACUUCAAUACCCUGGAUCACCUGUCCAUCUCAUGGCACAUUGUCAAGGAGACAGGAGACACCCAGCCAGUGCCAUGGGAAAUCCCCCAAAUCAAAUCCGGAGAAUCCAAGUUGCUCGAUCUACCUGACGGGAUAACUUUUGGCUCUGAUCCAAGCUGGCUCACUAUCAACUUUCGAUUGAGAGAGGCUACAACCUGGGCGCCCCAGGGACAUGAGAUUGCCUGGGCGCAGGUUUCAUUGUUCGAGGACCAGGGACUUCCAAUUCCUCCAACAAUAACCUUAUCACAAUCGAGAAUGUCUGUCCAGGAGGGAUCAGGCCGUCUAUACAUCAACUCAAACAGCUGCGCCUCCCACUUUACUUACGACCUAAUCAGAGGAGAUCUAUCUUGGUCCACAGACUCAGGUAAAAUCUUCAACAGUGGACCACAGCUAGGAAUAUACCGCGCUCUGACCCAAAACGACGUUGGAUUUGAGGGGCCCCAUAUUGAGUGGGAGCGUUUCCGCGUCAAAAGCAGUCGCAUGUUCAUCGAGUCCGCCAACUGGCAAGUCGAUAAUGAUGGAAGGGUACUCAUCACCACCAAAGUGCGUGUUGCGCCGACCGUGCUAGAAUGGGCAUUCGAGGCGACCCUCACCUACACUUUAAUGGAGACUUCGGUGACUCUUCAUGUCAAGGGUGAUUUCACAGGCACACACCCAAAAUACAUACCAAGAAUCGGACUCACACUCCGUCUUCCCCGAGAAUACGAUGCCGCCACAUGGUUUGGCAGAGGACCCGGAGAAUCCUAUCGUGACACGAAGGCUGCUGCACGGUUUGGGACGUAUACGGCCUCUAUUGAGAGCGGUCUUCAGACGCCGUAUGAAUGGCCCCAGGAGAACGGUAACCGCAUCGAUACGCGCUGGGUCAAUGUUCACUCCUCGCCUGCGGAGACAUCUUACGCUGCAUCAGCUGGGGCGAUUGCGCCUAUCCCGGAGAUCAAAGCAUCCAUGGAUGUACCGUUCAGUUUCUCACUUCGCAAGUACGCCACGAUGGAGCUUGAUCGCGCGAAGCACCCGCAUGAGCUUUCGGAGUUGAAUAAUGAGACCGAGCUCAACAUCGACUAUGCACAUCAUGGGAUUGGCACCGCAAGCUGUGGACCUGGUGCCUUUGAGGGGCAUAGACUUGAGGCUGGCGCGUUUGAGUUCACUACUAGCUUCAGUCUUGCUGACCGCAAAAAGGUGUGA